AUGUUUUUUUAUCCAGAAGAUAGAAGUUUUGGUACUAGAGAUAUAAUAAGUACAAAAAUACCAACAAUAAAUGGUAAUGUCAAUAAUAUAUAUAAUCAUUCAACAUACUUAAAUAAAUCUAUAUUUAAAAAUGAAACUCUUGAUCCACCAGUUUUUUCUGAUUGGUUAAAAAAUAUGUCUGCUGCUGAUGGUAUUAUAUUAACAAUAGCUUCAUUAUCAGUUUCUUUUGUGUUGUCUGUUGGUAUGGGUUGUUUAUAUUUUGUAAGAAAAUACAUUUCAAAUGAAAGUAGUAGGCACGCAAUGACAUGGAUAGCUUUAAUGCUUCCAGUAACUACAACAACAAGUUUAUUAGGUAUGUAUUUUCCUCGAAGUGCUAGUUUUCUUCAUAUUAUUGGUACAUGUUUAUUAAUGAUUUGUGUAACUAUGGUUAUAAGAUUAAUGAAAUCUUUAUUUAAAGGAGAAAUUGGUAUUAUUGAAUAUAUGACAUUAAAUGACAUAAAUUUUGACUUAAAAUAUCUUCCAUUUUUUUGUUGUACCAAAUCACCAUCUUUAAAAAGAUCUAAGAAAAAUUUUAAAAUUCUUACAUUUCUUGUAUCACAAACUGUUUUUGUUCAAAUUAUAGGUAGAAUGUGUACAAUUAUAGCUUUUCUUGAAAACAGUUAUAAACAUCAAAAAAUUUAUGAUAUAUCAAAUGUAACAUGUUUUAUAAGUAUCAUGAUUUCUGUAUAUGCAUCUGAAGUUCUUUAUAGAGUAUCAAAAAAAAAUUUAUCAAAAUAUAAGUUUGGACUUAUUUAUAUUAUAGUUCACAUAUCACAAACACUAUUUAAUCUUCAAGAAGUAUUUAUCAAUGUUUUGCAAAAGUUUAAUGUUAUUGAACCUGGAUUUUUAGUAUAUCCUGAAAUUAGAACUUUAUAUUUAGCGAGUUUUCUUUUUUGUUGUGAGGCAUUCAUUUUAGUUCUUAUAUUAUUUUUUGCUAUAAAUCCAAGUAAAAAUAGAAUGUGUGAUCGUUAUAUAUCAUCUGAUGAAAAAUCAAGUACAAUGACAUCAAAAGCUGAACUUGGUGAAUUAGUUCAUAUGAAAAAUGAAAAAUUAAUAAAUAAUAACAAUUUAUAUUCAACAAAAUAUCCAAUUAAAUUGUCGGAUACGAUAAAUGUUGAUCAAGGAUCAAAAAAGAUAACUUAUUUUUUUUAA
This is a messenger RNA of Strongyloides ratti, 1191 nucleotides long. Its product is annotated as Organic solute transporter subunit alpha/Transmembrane protein 184 family-containing protein. Gene Ontology annotation, biological process: transport. The coding region runs from base 1 to 1191 and encodes 396 amino acids. Gene Ontology annotation, molecular function: transporter activity. The record is from RefSeq and is a predicted model, not a curated record. The transcript has 2 exons. Lineage: Eukaryota; Metazoa; Nematoda; Chromadorea; Rhabditida; Strongyloididae.